This is a messenger RNA of Aspergillus niger, 735 nucleotides long. RefSeq lists its product as uncharacterized. NCBI's taxonomy places the organism in Eukaryota, Fungi, Ascomycota, Eurotiomycetes, Eurotiales, Aspergillaceae. Gene Ontology annotation, molecular function: beta-phosphoglucomutase activity; sugar-phosphatase activity. The coding region runs from base 1 to 735 and encodes 244 amino acids. The transcript is spliced from 3 exons. The record is from RefSeq and is a predicted model, not a curated record.
AUGUCACCUGAAACGCAAGAAUCCGGGCCCUUCGCAUCCCACAUCUUCGCAGGAGUCCUGCUAGACUUUGACGGUACCAUCAUAGAUUCAACAGAAGCACAUCUUACAAGCAACUUUACUCACAACUACAGAAUCGGCAAUGAACUAGGCAUCGACCAUCAUGAAAUCCUCCGCACCUCGCACGGGCGACGGAGCAUCGAUGUCCUACAACAAUUAGAUCCCACAAAGGCCAACUGGGAAUAUGUUAGCGAAAUGGAAUCCCAGAUCCCCACGCUUAGCAAAACCCCCGCCGUCGAGAUCCCCGGUGCGCGCAACCUCCUCGAAUCGUUAGCCAAAUUCCACAUUCCUCACGCUAUAGUGACAUCUGGAACGAAAGCACUAUUAAGUGGCUGGUUAAACGUCCUACAACUGCCUCAACCGCAACAUGUCACUGUAGCGGAGGAUGUUACGUUGGGAAAGCCGGAUCCGGAGGGAUAUCGCAAGGGAAAAGAGAAGAUUUUGGCUGGGAGGGUGAAUGAUGAUAAUGGAAGUAAAGAUGUUCUGGUGGUGGAGGAUGCUCCGGCUGGUAUCCGGGCGGGCAAAGCAGCUAAUUGUAAGGUUUUGGCGGUUGCGACGACGCAUUCUGUCGAUGUGUUGAAGAGGGCUGGGGCUGAUUGGGUGGUGAGGGACUUGAGGUUCGUGGGGGUGGAGAGGUGUGAGAGGGGUUUUGAAGUUCAUUUUUCGGGGUUGUUGUAG